Molecule: messenger RNA, 2203 nt
Organism: Catharus ustulatus (Swainson's thrush)
Lineage: Eukaryota; Metazoa; Chordata; Aves; Passeriformes; Turdidae
Product: serine/threonine-protein kinase pim-2-like
Exons: 10
Coding region: 1-1677 (558 amino acids)
Biological process (GO): protein autophosphorylation
Cellular component (GO): cytoplasm
Molecular function (GO): ATP binding; protein serine/threonine kinase activity
Source: RefSeq, a predicted model, not a curated record
AUGCGAGCACGAGGGGCAAGUUGCAAGCCUGCCGGAAAUAAAAGUUCCAAUCUAGUGAAGAAGCAGCUAAACAAGACGGUGGUUUUGGCGUGGGAGCGGGAGGAAGAGAUGUUCCGUGACUCCGGUUCGGCCCCGGAGCGGAGCGGCCCGUGCCUGCCCGGGGGCGCACGGGGCUCGGCCGUGGGGCGCGCGGGGCGGAACGGGGAACCGACAUACGGGGAACAGACACACGGACACGCGGACAAACGCUCCCGGCGCUUCGGCAGCAGCAGCGGCAGCGGCAGCAGCAGAAGAGCAGCGAUUCCUCUCCCACUAUCCCUUUCCCGGUCUCCCCCUCCCUUCUCGGUGUCCCUGGCCCGGGCCCUCCCUCUCCCCAUGCCGGGCCCGGCCAUGUCCCGACCCCGGCCCCGGCCCCGGCCCCGGGCAGGGAUGUCCCGUCUCCGUCCCCAGGCGUCCCGCCGCGUUCUCGCCUCCGCCCGGCUCUGGCAGUGCUGGCGGUGGCGCUGCUGGGCGGGCAUCAGUGCCUGGGGCUGGGGCGGCAUCGCCGCCCUUUGGCUCCGCCUGGCCCGAGCCCGGCCCCGGCCCCGACCCCGACGCGAGGUCCAGUCCCGGCCCCGGCCUCGAUCCCGGCCCCCUCGGCGGCCCCGGCGCCUCCCGGGUCCCGCGGAGGACACACGCGGGGCGGCCGCUCCUGCCGCCUCUGCUUCAGCUUCCUCGGCCCGAGCUCCGCCGCUCGGCAGCGCGGCCGCUGGCCCCGAGCCACCGGGCCCCGGGGCCGGUGGGGAUGCCCGGCCCGGGGCGCUCGGGGAGCGCUCGGGAGCCGUGUCUGGCCCCGGGCCGAGCGCUGACGGCCGCGUGUCGCCCGCAGGGACGGCGCAGGAUGCCUUGCAGGAGCGGUACCGCCUGGGUUCGCUGCUGGGCAGCGGCGGUUUCGGCAGCGUCUUCUCGGGGACGCGCCUCGCGGAUGGCGCCCCGGUGGCCAUCAAAUGCGUGCCUCGGGAUCGCAUCCGACUCUGGGGCGAGCUGCCCAACGGCGCCCGUGCGCCCCUGGAGAUCGUGCUGCUGGACAAGGUGUCCACUGGGUGUGCUGGUGUCAUUCAGCUUCUGGAGUGGGUUGAGCUGCCCAACAGCUUCUUGUUGGUGCUGGAGCGUCCGGAGCGAUGCCAGGACCUCUCGGGUGUGCUGGCGGAGCGGAGGUCCCUGCCGGAGGAGGAGGCGCGGGGGCUAUUCCGCCAGGUGCUGGAGGCCGUGCGGCACUGCACCAGCUGCGGGGUCCUGCACAGGGACAUCAAGCCUGAGAACAUCCUGGUUGACCUGGUCACCGGGCAGCUAAAACUGAUUGACUUUGGCUGUGGCGCCUUCCUCCAAGACACAGCCUACACCCAGUUUGCAGGAACCCUGUCCUACAGCCCACCAGAGUGGAUCUACCACCAGUACUACCACAGCGAGGCAGCAACGAUCUGGUCCCUGGGCCUCCUGCUGUACCACCUGGUCAUGGGGAAGCACCCUUUCAGGAGGGGCCAGGAGAUCAUCUGGGGACGGAUCUUGUUCCCACGGCGGCUCUCUCAAGAGUGCCAAGAUAUUAUUAAGAGGUGUUUGUCCAUGCAACCCUUGGACAGGCCAUCCUUAGAAGACCUUUUCCACCAUCCUUGGCUGCAGGGUGUUCAUCUGCCCUAGGAGAUGGGAGAGAUCCACAUGCGCAGUUGGAUCCAGAGGCGUGGCAGGGAAGGAGAAGGAGCCCCUGGAGAAGCUGUACCAGGUGGGGCUGCUGCUGGAGACACCAAGGACAACCUCAAGGACAACAAUCUCGUCCUCGACCUGGCCAGCUGAAGAUGAUCGACUUUGAUUGUGGCACCUUCUUCACAGACACGUUCUGCACUCACGUUUGCAACCGGGCUCUGUGGAUGCUGAGGCAGCUCUGGGCUCUGCCAGGGCUCUGCUGAGCUCAGCCCUGGGCAAGGCUGAGCCAGCCCUGCCCUCACAUGGCUCUGGCAGCUUUGCAUCAGAGGAGCCUGUUCCGAGCACACCGCCUGAGCUUUCUGCUUUUGCAGAAGUGCCACGAGUGGGCAAAACCUGGUGAGCGGGCCGUGUUCCUAAGACAGUGCAGUCUGCAGCUGAUGGAUGGAGAAUUGCCCUUCUGCACUUCCAAACCAAGCAAAAAGCUAAAACAUGCCAUAAAAUAGGAGUGUCCUCUCUGCUCCUG